CUUUAGUUUCGUUUCGGUACUCGACGCGAAAAUAUGACGAAUCGCUCCUCAUCCGUGCAUGGUUGUUGUUAUCGUCGUCGUCGCGUUUCUGCUUUUGCUUCUUUCGUUGUCGUCCCAGAUUGUGUCCACCACCCCUGAAGCCUCUUUCAGCCAUAUAGGGUGUUUUCUGCCAAGCAGCGGAAAUCGUCCUGGUCGUCGAAUUCAGCCCGGGAUUCUCCUGGUGAAGCAACGGAACAAAACGCCCAUCACAGGGAGCGUGCACAGUAAGUGCUAGAAAGAAAGAAAGUGUGUGUGGGAGUUUGUUCUUCUCCGCCCUUCGAAGGCUGGUCCCUUAUUCAUUAGUCGUGUCCGGUCCAUUUGGUCCCCUGAAGUGCGAGGAAAAUUAAAGGAAGAAAAACAAACAAGCGAACGAACGCGAAAAACGCGAAGAUGUCCCCCUGAAGUGUUUUGGGUGGUUUGUUGUUGUUUUUGAUACAGAGAAAUUAUCGAGCAUCGAAAAGGAAGAAGAAAAAACACCAACUCUCUGAAAUUAGAUUUUCUUUAAGUGGUGGAAAUUUUGCGGAUGGUGUCCAUAUGUGAAUAAAAUAUCGAGAAGCACUCGAGAACCAGUGAAGGUGAAACAAAAAAAACGAAACAAGUGGUCUCAAUUACCCUGCCCCUUGAAAAGACGACAAUCGUCCUCGCGGGGGUUUGGGUUCGUGGUUUAACCCAAGUGUUAAAGUGGUUUCCCCUCCCUGAUCCCUAUUUUUUAGAAGUGUGUGGUCCCAGUAGUGAAAUCUUGCCAAACUGGCGACCAAUUCGCGCCCUGCCUUGUGGCAGCUGAAACAGGAAGCCAUGGAUAAUAUGGUCGAGGAGAACGGAUCCUCGGCGAUAGAUCCGCUGGGUGGGGGAGGAGGUGGCCCGCCUGGAGGUCCGCACCACGAUCACCACAACAGCUCCAGCAGUAGUUCCAGCGGGGGUGGUGGUGGCCCCAGUGGACCCUCGGAAACCUCGGCCGCCAGCAUUGUACAGAUACUACCGCAGAGCAGUGUACAGGCACAAUCAGUCAUACAACAGAACCAACAAUCAGUGAUACAAACCGCAGCCGGCCAGAUAUCGACGACGUUACCCCGAGGAGUACUCCUAGUGUGCAACAAACCCAGCUCAGUGAUCCACACGACGCAAGGUAGUUUGCAGGCCAUACAGAUCAAGCCCGAACCUCACUCCGGCAUGGGCAACAGCAGCAGUAUGAUGACCGAUACCAACAGCGACGACACGAUGUCGGACGAUGAGAGUUCCCCCAAGAAGCGGAGAGACCUGCUAACGCGGCGACCUUCCUACCGUAAGAUUCUGAGCGACCUCGGCGGAGCAGAAAUUGCAAACACCCAAAGCGAAAAUCCAGGACUGCACGCGCUGGCAGCGGCAACCGGUGGUGGCGUGGUGCAAUACAGCCAAGCCCAGGAUGGUCAAAUUUACGUACCUCAUCUCUUUCCCAAUGCAGUCAUCGGUGGCAACGUGCAGCUGGAGGAUCAGUCGCGGAAGCGGGAAAUGCGGCUGCAGAAGAAUCGGGAAGCGGCCCGGGAGUGCCGCCGCAAGAAGAAGGAAUACAUCAAGUGCCUGGAGAACCGAGUGGCGGUGCUGGAAAACCAGAACAAGGCGCUCAUCGAGGAGCUAAAGUCGCUGAAAGAGCUUUACUGCCAACAGAAGAAUGAUUGAGACCAGCCGAUACCCGCAGCACCAUCAUCAUCAUCUACGCCACAGUCGUCUCCGUCGCCAUCGCCGUCACCAUCUCCAGUGGAGCCAGUGGAACGACCGGCUGUCGUUGUGACCGCAGCACCGCCGCCCUUAUCGUCGUCGACUGCGUCGCCACCAAAUCUGGUCGUCGUUACCAUUUGCCAUCGUCGUCGUCCACAUCAGCGGGAUGAAAGCCCCGGAAGAAGGUAGACUUACAACAACAGUAACAAUGCGACAUCGAUAAAGUAGUGAGGCCGACCCCGACAACACUUAUCUCAAUCGAUCGAUCGUUCGAUUUGUAUGUGUGUGAGUGUGAUGAUCGUUUAGCUGUUCUUUCGAUGGAAGAAAACAAAGAAAAAGGAUAAAAAAAAAACUAUCUGUUGUCACAUCAAUAGAGAACGCUGUUGUUCUAUGUAUUUUUGAUCCGCAGGAAGGUUUGCGUGGCGUAACACAAUAGGUGAGGAGAUCUGUUUGUCGUAUGAGUGUGUAAGCGUAUCAUCCAUCCAUGAAAAGGAGAGAAGAGAGAAACAAGAAGGAAUUUUAUCUCAACAUACACAAGUAGGUUUGGUUAGCGAUGGACAGACUCCUUGAACCGGAAGAUAUUUUUUUCGGUUACUUCAUUCGACCUGAACUGAAAUAACUCGAAGCUUUCCGGAUUUGUGAAGAAUUUUCGGUGACUAAACUACCUUUGAGAGUUUGAACAACUUUAAGACCCUGAAGCUAUAGCUUAUACUUCAUAGCUUCAACUUAUAAGUACUGUUAGAAAACUUUGGGAUGAAUUAUCCCAUUGGGCUUAAAAUCCUGGAAAAAAAAACCGCUUAGAAAGAGCCUGAAUUCGACCAUCGAUACCAUGUGUAAGACUUCUUAACAGACAAGAUAUUUCGGCGCACCGUUGAAUGAACAGUUCCUAGUUGUUUGGCGUUGUUCAGAUGAAAGAGUCGAAGAUUUUCCCGUUAUCCUACCAUAAAGGCAAGACGAGCACCUUAAGCUUCCGCGAGGUUUAGGAAUAGAAAUAAAGUAAAAACUUGAGACCUAAUUGAUAAGUAGCAAAAAAGACCUGUAACAUGUGUUAUGAGUCUGCUUGGUUGAAUAAUUCUACUGAAUCAAAGCAAACCGGAAGAUUCUUUCUAAUUCAAUGACGGUACCGUGGUUGAAUCAAAAGGAAUCUUCCGACUGCUUUGAUUCAAAAAGACCUUUAUAACCUGCUGUAAAACUGAAUGCAGUAAACACCUACAAAUCCGAUGAUUCACCGAAGUAUGGGGCAAGAUGAUCCCUAAGUUGGUGUUCUUCGUUUAACUGAUGUUUCUUUCGCUCAAAAGUGGCCACUUCAGCUUUCAAGGCUUCUACGCGGAAAAUAAAAAAAAAGGUAAAAUUUAUCGAGAAGUUCGGUGAUUUUUUUCCACCCAUCACCCCCAUCAUCUCAGUAAAUUGAACCUUUUUUACACCUCGCUACGGGAUAAGUUUUUCCUUAUUUGAAUUCACCUUUUUUCAAAGUGAAUUGUACUUUUUUUGUCCACCAACUUCACCUCGCUACGAGGUAAGAUUUACCUUUUUUGGAUUCAACUUUUUUCUCGGUGAAUUGUACAUUUUUUUUAGUUCGAUUCAGGUAAACUUUACCUCACUGUGAGGUGAGUUUUACCUCGUAAAGGUAGAAAUUACCUUUUUGGCUUUCACGAGCGUUCGUCUUGCUAUCUCGGUAAAAUUUACCUCCUUAUUAUUUUCCGUGUAUUUUUCUAAUCCUGAACUUUUUGUCACAGGUGUUCGCAAAGUUUUAUUGAAUUUUUUUUACAGCUCGUUUUGCUUUAAAGAAAAAAAUUGUUUUCCGGCCGAAUGGAGGAGUCCUAAAUCGCUAUCCCAACAAAAGUAAUGUCCAAUCUACUGUAGUUUUCUUCUCAUUUUAUUUUGCUAAUUUUUCGAAAGUGUGACAACUAUUGAAAACACACAAAACGUGAGAAAAAAAUUUAUGCCUACUUUUCUUAUUUAUUAUGAAAGUGAAAAGUGCCGUCACCGGUUCUCAGCGAGAGAUGGUUUUAAGCAGCAAAAAAAAAACACAUACACGCGUGCGUGUGCGCAUUAGCAAGACGAUGAUGAUAAUGAUGAUGACGCUGACGGAUAAUGGUUUCUGUAAAUUAGAAGUUUUGUGUAACAAACAAAACGAUUGAACUUAAACUCAAACGAAAAGAUUUGUCUGUUUUCUGUUUUUUUGAAAAUAAUAAUUGCCAGAAGUAAAAGUAAAGAAUCGGUCAAAAAAAAUUGCACCAAAACAAAGGCGUUCUUCGCACAUACACGCGCACCUUUUAAUCGGUAAACACAUGAGUUGGGAUGCCUACAAAUUUCGGCAUCUUUGAAAAUGUGCGUGUGAUGUGCAAACGCCAGCAGCGGUGUGAUCUAGUUUGUGUAAAAUAAUAUAUCUUUAUGGAAACGGUCAUGUUUGGAGAGAAUAUUUGUUCUAUUGUUUCACACUGACCGGGGCCGAGAACUUCAAAGAAGAGCGCGAAAAUCUGGCAAAACUGUUGCUAUCUGCGUAGGGAAAUAAAACGUUGUACAUUUAGGAAAUAAUGGCCGAAACCAGGAACGGUUUAACAGAAGAAGAGAGUAAAAGAUUAGGGAGA
This is a messenger RNA of Uranotaenia lowii, 4325 nucleotides long. RefSeq names its product cyclic AMP response element-binding protein B (gene CrebB). Gene Ontology annotation, cellular component: nucleus; transcription regulator complex. Gene Ontology annotation, molecular function: RNA polymerase II cis-regulatory region sequence-specific DNA binding; DNA-binding transcription factor activity, RNA polymerase II-specific; protein binding. NCBI's taxonomy places the organism in Eukaryota, Metazoa, Arthropoda, Insecta, Diptera, Culicidae. The transcript has 7 exons. Gene Ontology annotation, biological process: regulation of transcription by RNA polymerase II. The record is from RefSeq and is a predicted model, not a curated record. Bases 835 to 1695 code for a protein of 286 amino acids.